Molecule: messenger RNA, 2008 nt
Organism: Cornus florida
Lineage: Eukaryota; Viridiplantae; Streptophyta; Magnoliopsida; Cornales; Cornaceae
Product: CBS domain-containing protein CBSX6-like
Exons: 2
Coding region: 449-1717 (422 amino acids)
Source: RefSeq, a predicted model, not a curated record
GCCAAGACGCAAUCAAUCAUGCAAACAUCUUAAUAGAAUGUCAAAUGGACAAAAUUGGAACCCCACCUACAUACUUUGAGCCUCUCUCCUCCAAUCACAUUUUCAUUUCUCCAACGCUUUUCCAUAGCAGCUUUCUCUCUCUACAGCAGUAGUAGAAGAACAACCCAUUCUCUCUCUCUAGAAGUACUUGAAAGGAUUGAGAUCUCGAAUCCACCCAUUGCAAAUACAGUAUCUUCAUGGGCCUUCAGUUUCUUACUCUAUGUUCAAUUCUCUCUCUCUCUCUCCGAUUUCUCCAUAUCCAUUUCUAAUCCAUGUCUGAUUUUACCUAUUACUCAUCUUCCUUUCCUCCUCAUCUACGGCGCAAUAACCCAUCUUGAUUGGUUACCCAGAAAACCCAAGAAAGUCGGAAGGAGAAGAGAACCCUUUCCCCAAAUUAAGUUGGGAAAUCAUGGCGUCAAUAUUUUUGUACCACGUGGUUGGGGACCUGACGGUGGGGAAGCCGGAGGUCGUGGAGUUUGAGGAGACGGAGACGGUGGAGGCGGCGAUUCGAGCAAUCGGAGAAUCGGCAGAAGGUGGGAUACCAGUUUGGCGGAAGAGAUCACACAAGAGUGUGUUUGAGAAUGCGGAGAUUAGACAAAAUAGGUUUGUGGGUAUCCUCAAUUCGCUUGACGUUGUUGAUUUCUUGGCUAGAGAUGGGCGUUUGGAGGAUCAGGAUAAGGCCAUGAAGACUCCGGUCUCGGAGGUUGUGGUGCCCUGCAAUUCUCUGCUCAAGGUGGUUGACCCUGCCACUAGAUUGAUAGAUGCGUUGGAGAUGAUGAAGCAGGGUGUGAGGCGUCUCCUUGUUCGUAAAAGUGUAGUAUGGAAAGGAAUGAGCAAGCGAUUCUCAUUUCUUUACAGUGGCAAGUGGCUCAAGAACCCUGAAAUUUAUGGCAGUAAUGGUAUCAUCUCCGCUACAAACACCAACUGUCCUUCCUCAUCUUCCAUCGUCAUUACUCAUGACCAGUUUUGUUGUCUGUCAAGAGAAGAUGUCAUCCGUUUCCUCAUUGAUUGCCUGGGUGCAUUGGCUCCUCUCCCCCUCUCAUCCAUCUCUUCCCUUGGUGCCAUCAACCCAAACUAUGAUUCCAUUGAAGCAUCCCUCCCAGCCUUUGAAGCUACUCAAAAGAUUCGCCAGGACCCUAGUGCAGUUGCCGUUGUGGAGACCACAUUGGAUGGUCAACAUUUGAUCAUUGGGGAGGUUUCAGCUUGCAAGCUAUGGAAAUGCAAUUACUUGGCUGCAGCAUGGGCCCUUGCCAAUCUCUCUGCAAGACAGUUUGUAAUGGGGGUCGAGGAUAAUGUGACCUCAGGGUCACUGCCUGAUCUCACUGCCAAUCUGAUAGUUGGAGAUAGUAACUUGGUCAAUGGAGGUGGCUCAAUGAAGCCUCGGAAAUUCAGUAGUAGGAGCGUUGGGUUCUUUAGCAACCCGGCAUGCCAAAGUUUUGGUGUUGGUAGGAGCAUGUACAGGGGCAGAAGUUCACUCUUGACGUGUAAGGUUACAAGUUCAUUGGCUGCGGUCAUGGCUCAGAUGCUCUCUCACCGGGCAACUCAUGUUUGGGUGACCGAGGCCGAGAAUGAGGAUGUCUUGGUCGGGGUGAUGGGUUAUGCUGGCAUUUUGGCUGCUGUUACCAGACAACCUGCUGCAACUAUUCCUGAAAACUCCGGUACUGUGGCAGUGGUUUGAAAUCAAGUUUCAAAAUCUUUUUCCCACCUUUUCAUUUUCUAUUUUUCUCUUCACUACAUAAGCCAGACAUACAAGGUAAUGUACUGCUUAGUGCUUGGGUGCUUUGAGGCUCAUUUACACUCAAAAGACUCUGGAUAGAGGAGAUUUAGGCUUGUGCAACUUGGAUGUGACUCAGUGAUAUUGUACAAUUUUGUUUGUGGAUGAUUGGUUUAUAUGGCUUUUGUUUGUGAAUGAUUGCGCAGCAUUAUAUAUAACUGAAAAUAUAUACAUGUUCUGUAUUUUCUUGGUGAA